Messenger RNA from Chenopodium quinoa (quinoa), 5846 nucleotides. RefSeq lists its product as uncharacterized. The coding region runs from base 699 to 5639 and encodes 1646 amino acids. NCBI's taxonomy places the organism in Eukaryota, Viridiplantae, Streptophyta, Magnoliopsida, Caryophyllales, Amaranthaceae. The transcript is spliced from 14 exons. Gene Ontology annotation, biological process: recognition of pollen; protein phosphorylation. Gene Ontology annotation, molecular function: protein serine/threonine kinase activity; ATP binding. The record is from RefSeq and is a predicted model, not a curated record.
GCUUAGUAAUAGCAAUAUUGAAUUGAUCAAAUAUACACUAUUACUUCAUUCCCCUGUUAACCAAAGUGUGCAUCUCAUCCAGAUAAGGCAAACAUUAUGAGGAUCUUGACCUCCCAUUAAAAAUCAAAUCCACAGUGAGUAGUGGUAGUGCAACAUGAUGAAUCAUCAUUAAAAAUCAAAUCAACAGUGAGUAGUGGUAGUGCAACAUGAUGAAUCAUACUAGUGCAACAUGAUGAAUCAUACUCUCAGCAACAAAAGGUAAGUUUGUAUUGUCGUCAUCUUCAUCACUUACUAAGAUUAGAAAGUUAUGGUCAUAAAUCAGCCACAAAUUAAAUAGAAAAUUAAUCAGCUAACACAUAUCUUCUUUCUGGAAAUUAUAAAGAUAGUAAAAUGAGGUUUUUUUUUGUGUUUUUCAUUUCAGUUGUGUAAGUCAAAAUCAUGAUCAUUGAUGAACAUUAUUAGAUGGACCAAGUCUUCCACUAAGAUCAGUACCUCUUCCAGUAAAAUCGCAGACAACGACUAUUCUGUGUAAUGCACUACAAAUGAGACAUCCUAUAACCCUCACAAUUUGUCUAUACAUCGUAAAUUUGGGGUUACUGUACCCACCUAAAAACAUGAACUUGGAAAAAAAAACUGUAUUAUAGAUUCAGAAAUUCAUAAAAAGGACCCUGAAACUAUAGUCUCUGAAAACUCAAGCAAUGACUGCUCUUCAUACAAUAUUUCUUCUUUUUUGCUGUAUUCAAAGAUCUGUCUCCGUGACAAACACCCUAAAUGGAACAAAAUUCCUGAAGGACCUUGAAACUAUAGUCUCCAAAAACAAGAUUUUCACUCUAGGAUUCUUCAGCCCUCCUACUUCUUCCAAACGAUACGUGGGCAUAUGGUACAGUAAGCCCUCUGUAAGAGAUGUUAUAUGGGUAGCAAACAGGAAUAACCCACUCAAUGAUUCUUCUGGGGUUCUGAAGAUAUCAAAGGAUGGCAAUCUCCAAGUGCAGAAUAGUAGAAAUGAAAUCCUUUGGUCCUCAAAUGUCUCGAGUUUUUCAGCUGAAUUCUUAGCUGCUCAGCUUCUGGAUUCAGGCAACCUAGUUCUGCAAAGCAGCGAGGAGAUCGUAUGGCAGAGUUUUGAUCACCCUACAGACUCUUUCUUACCAAACAUGAAACUUACUGUCACCAAAAAUGGGACCGGAAAAAAACCUUUACAGUCCUGGAAAAGCCCAUCAGACCCAUCUGAUGGGCGAUUCACUGCAGGAAUUGAUACUUUUACCCUUCCCCAACUUGUAGUCUGGGAUGGGAAUCGCACACGCUGGCGAAGUGGUCCAUGGAACGGAAAUAUCCUUAUUGGGGUACAUUUUGAUUUUAAGGACUUCAUUAAUGCUCAGCUUGUGAUUUCUAGUGAUAAAGAGGGGACAGUCACUGCAGUAUAUUUUUAUCCGAAUGAGUCUCUACUAUCAACCUAUAUGUUAAGCAUAGAUGGAAAUUUGUCACAAAUAUGGUGGAAUGAAAUAAAAAGGAAAUGGGAGAUUGAGUGGCAAGUUCCUACAACAGAGUGUGAUGUUUUUGGAAAAUGUGGAGGAUUCGGAACCUGCAACCCACGAAGACCAACAAUGUGCCAGUGUUUGAAGGGUUUUCAGCCGAGAAAUAAAACAGAAUGGAGCAAAGGGAACUGGAGUGAUGGAUGCUUGAGGACAACAAGGUUGCAGUGUGAUAUGGGAAAAGGUGAAGACGAUAGAUUCUUAAGGAUGAAGAUGAUGAAAGUACCGGAAAAUGCUGAGUGGAGGUUAGGGUUGAAUCAAGAUGCAUGCAGAAAACAAUGCUUCAAGAACUGUUCUUGUUUAGCUUAUGCAUAUGAUGCAGGAGUUGGUUGCAUGACAUGGAGUACAAGUUUGAUUGACAUACAAGAAUUUUCAGUAGGCGGAGUGGAUCUCUACCUUCGUCUAGCACAUUCAGAGCUCGGUACUAAUAACAAGAAGAAAGUAACUGCAGCAGUGAUAGGAAGCUUUAUAGGAAUGGCAGUAAGUGCUGUCCUAUUCUACUUUCUGUGGAGGCAAAAGGCGCAUCAACAAGAUGCUAAGAAGAAAAUGAAGGUAGACAAUUACAAGAAGAACAAUAUGAACUUCGAAGAGAUUCCCCUGUUCAAAUUUGAAACGCUUGCAGCAGCUACAAACAAUUUCAAUGAAAGCAACAAGCUAGGACAAGGUGGUUUUGGUUCAGUCUACAAGGGAAAGCUACAAGAUGGACAAGAAAUCGCCGUGAAACGUCUUUCAGGGUUCUCUACACAAGGCCUAGAAGAGUUCAUGAAUGAGGUCAAGCUUAUUUCUAAACUGCAGCAUCGUAACCUGGUCAAACUUCUUGGCUGUUCUGUUGAAGGAAAAGAGAAAAUGUUGGUUUAUGAAUACAUGCCAAACAAAAGCUUGGAUGCGUUUCUAUUUGGAAAUCAAAAGGAUUUAGACUGGGACACUAGAUUCAACAUUAUUGAAGGGAUAUGCAGAGGCCUCCAGUACCUCCACAAAGAUUCUAGAUUAAGGAUCAUUCAUAGAGAUCUGAAGGCGAGUAAUAUUUUGUUGGACGAAGGACUCAAUCCAAAAAUUUCAGACUUUGGAAUGGCAAGAAUUUUUGGGGGUGACCAAGAUGAAGCUGACACUCGACGAGUUGUUGGGACAUACGGCUACAUGUCUCCAGAAUAUGCAAUGGAAGGGCUAUUCUCAGAAAAAUCUGAUGUAUUUAGCUUUGGAGUAUUAUUGCUGGAGAUUCUGAGUGGAAAAAGAAACAGUGGCUUCUCGGAUGAUGAGGAUUCCCUCAGCCUUAUAGAAAACGCAUGGAAGUUAUGGGAAGAAAAGAACAUCAUGUCAUUGACUGAUCCAACGAUUUCGGAACCUCCACAUGAACAGGUUAUUAUUAGGUGCGUACAAAUUGGACUAUUGUGCGUGCAAGAAUUUGCAAAGGACAGACCAGAUGUACCUACUGUCAUCUCUAUGCUAGACGGGGAGAUUUUAGAUCUUCCAAAUCCAAAGAGACCAGGAUACGUCCAUAUCAAUCGGAACAUCUCCUACUCUCAACAGAAAUCUUCCAUAAAUCAUAUAUCUAUUACAGAGAUUAGAGGACGGAAUGGCUACCUAAAUACGAAGAUUGUAAUUAGUUCCACUCACCAAUAUCAAAUGAAACCGAAUCCCAUGUACUGUAUCUAUUCAACACUGUUGUUUUCUUUCCUUCUACUGCAACAAAGCACAGCCCUUGAUAAAAUCACAGAGACCGAGUUUCUUAAUUAUCCAGAAACUAUUGUUUCCAGUAAUGGGGCUUUUAAACUGGGGUUCUUUAGCACCCCUAACUCAACACACCGUUAUGUAGGGAUCUGGUACAACAAACUCCCUAUGAAUAACGUUGUGUGGGUGGCCAAUCGGAACAACCCUCUGAAAGAUUCUUCUGGUGGAACAAUCAGAAUUUCCGAGGAUGGUAAUCUUCAAGUCCUAAAUGCUCAAAAUCAGACACUUUGGUCCUCAAAUGUCACCAUUUCCAGCCAAACUAAUAGAAAUAUAGUCGCCGAAGCACAUCUCUUAGACACCGGCAACCUAGUUCUGGUGGGACUUGAGGGCAAGAACUUAUGGCAGAGUUUUAACCACCCGACUGAUACAGCUUUGCCAAAUAUGAAAAUUACUGUCACCAAGAGUUCUGACGGAAGGAAGAUGUUACAGGCAUGGAAUGGCCCUUCAGACCCCUCUUAUGGGAGGUUCUCUGUUGGCAUUGAUUCUUUUGCCUUCCCUCAACUUGUCAUAUUUGAUGGUGAUCAACCCUAUUGGAGAAGUGGUCCGUGGAAUGGACACAUCUUUACUGGUAUAACAAAUAACGAGACUGACGAUUUCAAUGAUGCUGGAUUCAACCUAGAGAAUGACAGGCAAGGUACCAUUUCUUUGACAUAUUCUUAUACUAAUCAGUCAGUGCUAUCUAACUAUGGGUUGAGCUACCAAGGGACUUUGACUCAACGAUGGUGGGAUGAAAAUGAGAAAAGAUGGAAGGUUGCGUGGGAAGCUCCACAAACAGAGUGUGAUCUUUAUGGCAAGUGUGGAGCAUUUGGAAGUUGUAAUUUGCAGAAUUCACCAAUUUGCCGGUGUUUGAAAGGAUUCAAACCAAAGAAUAAGUUUGAAUGGAAUAAAGGUAAGUGGUCAAGUGGGUGCACAAGAAGAAAACCAUUGCAAUGUGUGAGAGGAAGUGGAAAAGAGGAUGGUUUUUUCCGGGUUAAGGCAGUUAAGGUGCCAGACAACUCUGACUGGUUAAUUGGAUUAGAUGAAGAUGAAUGCAGAAACCAGUGCUUGAAGAAUUGUUCAUGUCUAGCUUAUGUAUAUGAUUCAGGUGCUGGGUGUAUGUCAUGGAACAGAGAUUUGAUUGACACGGAAGAGUUGUCUGCAGGUGGGGUGGAUCUUUACCUAAGGCUGGCGCAUUCUGAGCUAGGGAACAACAGGAAAACGGUAGCAGCUAUUGCAGCAACAGGGAGCUUAGCAACAAUUGUAGUUGUUUCCCUUAUUUUAAUUCUGAGGAAGCGCCAGACCCUAAAACAAGGAAAGAAACUUCAGAAAAAACAAAGAGUGUCAGAUGCUCUCAGAAUAGACAAUAUUCACAAUAACCAUGAUCAGAUCGAAGAGGUUCCGCUAUUUGAUUUUAAAAGGGUGGUAAUGGCUACAAACAACUUCCAGGACACUAACAAGCUAGGAAAAGGUGGAUUUGGUCCAGUUUACAAGGGAAAAUUAGAAGAUGGACAAGAAAUUGCUGUCAAGAAACUUUCAAAAGCCUCAGGACAAGGAGUAGAAGAGUUUAUGAAUGAAGUGUUGGUAAUCUCUAAACUUCAGCAUCGAAAUCUUGUCAGACUUCUUGGUUGCUGUGUGGAAGGAAAAGAGAAGAUGUUAAUAUACGAGUAUAUGCCAAACAAAAGCUUGGAUUACCUGCUUUUUGAUCCGAUGAAGCAAGACCUACUACCCUGGAAGAAACGCUACAACAUCAUUCAAGGAAUAUGUCAAGGACUCUUAUACCUACACAGAGACUCUAGAUUAAAGAUCAUUCAUAGAGACCUCAAAGCAAGCAACAUUUUGUUGGACAAAAACCUAAAUCCAAAAAUUUCAGACUUUGGCAUGGCCAGGAUUUUUGGAGGAAAACAAGAACAAGAUGACACAAGAAGGAUUGUUGGAACAUACGGAUAUAUGUCUCCCGAGUAUGCAAUGGAAGGGCGAUUCUCUGAAAAGUCAGAUGUAUUCAGCUUUGGAGUCUUAUUAUUGGAAAUUGUGAGUGGCAAAAGGAACAGUCUCUUCUGGUACGAGGAGUCGUCCCUGAGCCUGCUAGGAUAUGCAUAUAAAUUAUGGAAGGAGAACCAUGUUUUAUCAUUCAUUGAUCCAAAGAUUGCAGAAACAUGCUUCUUGGGAGAAGUUCAAAAGUGCAUACAGGUGGGCUUAUUGUGUGUGCAAGAAUCUGCUAAAGAUAGGCCGAACAUGUCUACCGUAAUCUCAUUGCUACACAAGGAAGAUGCAAAUCUACCCCAACCUAAUCAACCUGGCUUCACUCACAGUCAAAAAUCUAAAAAUGUUGGUUCCUCCUCCGAACAGAGCCAACAGACUUCAUCUACAAACUAUGUCUCUGUAACAGCUUUGAGUGCUCGAUAACAAAUGCAUUCUGUAGACCACAUUCAAUGGAUAGACAUGUAAUUAGUUAACAUACUCUUAUUCAUUAGGGUUUUGUUUUACAAGAAGACUGCCCUAAUCUGUGUAUUUUUCCAUACCAAAAUAAGAAAAAGGUAGGCCUGUAUCUGGUAGCAAAAUGUGCUUUUACAGUUUUACUUUGCAAUGAGCCAGAACUAGAUUUACAUAGAU